AUGUCUGCUUCAGAGCCUCGUCGUAUAGCCGUUCUCAUCUCUGGCUCUGGCUCAAACCUACAGGCGCUGAUCGACGCGCAGGGCACCGACAGGCUUCCGAAUGCACAGAUAGUGCUCGUGCUGUCAAACCGGAAAGCCGCAUAUGGCUUGACCCGCGCGCAAUCAGCAUCACCGCCCAUACCAACCGACUAUCUCGCGCUUCAACCGUUUUUGAAAGCUAAUCUUGGGAAGACGCGUGAAGACUAUGAUGCUGAGAUCGCGCGCCGAGUACUCGCAUCAAGACCUGACCUGGUUGUGCUCGCCGGAUGGAUGCACAUUCUCAGCGAGCGUUUCAUCGAAGUACUGAGCGGCCAUACAAUACUCGAAGGUGUUCCCCCGCCCACUCAUCCUAUACCCGUCAUCAACCUCCAUCCCGCACUUCCUGGCGCGUUCGACGGCGCGCACGCCAUAGAGCGCACAUACGAGGCAUUCCAGAAGGGCGAAGUUGCCAGUGGCGGCGCUAUGGUCCAUAGGGUCAUCGCGGAGGUUGAUCGUGGCGAGCCCAUCAUUGUCAGGGAGGUCGAGAUCAAAAAGGACGAACCCAUUGCGGACUUUGAGGAAAGGUUGCACAAGACAGAGUGGGAGAUUAUCGUUGAGGGAGCGCGGAAGGUGCUUCAAGAGCAGAGUGACAGUUAA
This is a messenger RNA of Peniophora sp. CBMAI 1063, 675 nucleotides long. The record is from the annotation of a GenBank genome assembly. NCBI's taxonomy places the organism in Eukaryota, Fungi, Basidiomycota, Agaricomycetes, Russulales, Peniophoraceae.